Messenger RNA from Paramecium pentaurelia, 2202 nucleotides. NCBI's taxonomy places the organism in Eukaryota, Ciliophora, Oligohymenophorea, Peniculida, Parameciidae. The record is from the annotation of a GenBank genome assembly.
UAUGCUCAGAUUAGUGAGCAGAGUGAGGUUUUGUGUAGCUCAAAGAAAUUUCUUUGUGUUGCCUCCAUUGUAUCCAGAGAAAGAGGACAUGGCAUACAGACCUAAGAUUACAUCCUAUGAUGAUUCAUAAAAGCAAUUGCAUGCUGUUUAUAAGAAGAAAUUGGGAAAAAUUAAAAGUAGAGUGACAUAGUAUUUAAAUUAAUUAAAAAUAGACGAGUGAGAGAGAUGUAGCCUAAAUAAGAAAUCAAAUUGGAAUUGAAUUAAAAGAAUAGUUAAGAUUUACUAUAAAAUGUAUUGAAACAUGUCUACAUUGAUGAAGAAACUAAUUGUCCUUUAGGAUUAUUUUUUGAUGACUUUGUUUAUGAUAUCAAGAUGAAAAGAGGACAACAAUAUGAAGCAGAAUAUAAUCGUAAAGUUUAAGGAUUGUUAUCUUAAAUGGUAUUUGAUAUAUUUUAAAUAUAUAGAGAGUAAUGUCAGAAACUGAACUAUUACAAACAUCUCAAGAUUUAUUGGUUAAAAGUGAAGCACCUGAAUAUAUAGCAAAAGCAAGAAAGGUUGUUUUUGAUAGAUUUUUAGAAGGAAUUAAAUAAUUACCAGAAGAGGAAAGAAAGAAAAUUUUAGGUGAUGAUGCUUAAGAUUUUGAUAAGAAAUUAACUGAUGAAGCAAUUUUAAAUAAAUAUAUAGAUACUAAUUCUGUUAAUACAGUAGCUGAAGAGAUGGCAAAAGAAAAUUUGUAAAAGGAUUUAUAAGAUUUUUAAAUUUAUGAUCCAAAAUAUAAUGAUAAAAAUUAAUAACUCACUUUUGGAAAAGCUUAUCUAAAAGAACUUGAUUUCUAUGAAUCUGGAUGCACUGUUGAAGAAAUAUCAGAUGAUGAAAGAUUAUUAAAAAUGAGAUAUAUUAGACCAUCUGAUGGUUAAGAAGCAUUAUAAACUGAAUAGUCUAUUGUUGAUAAAGUUAAUUUAAAUUUUGUUAAAAGAGCCUAUUUGAAAAGAUUAGCUGAUAAAUCAUAAGAACCUAAAGAACCAAAAAAAUUAAUAAAUGCUAAAGAUCAAGAAGAAUUAGAAUUAAAACGAUUAAGAAAAUACUUUAAAAAUUUAGAUAAAUAAUCCUUAACACUUUAAAUGAAAGCAAAAUAAAUAGAUAAAAGAAUUAAUGAUCCAGUCAAAUUCUAAGAUAUUGUUAAUAAUAUAGACUUUUUAUUAUUAGGUGCUCCUAAAUUCAUAAAAGAUUUGUAUAAGGAUCCAAAUAAUAAAAUUAAAGGAUAUGAAUCUGUAUUUUAAGAUUUAGAGAAAACUAAAGGAUAAAGUCUAUUUUGGAAAGAUUUUAAAUCUUCAUUUGAGACUAUCUUCCCUGAAAUUAAACUCAAUAAAUAAUAAGAUACAUUUGUAGACAUUAAAAAACAACCAUAUAAUAGACAGUAUAAUAUAAUCAUAUCUUAGUGUUAAAGAAUUAUUUUAGGAAAAGGUAGAUGAAGUAAAAUAAGAUGAAUAUCAAUUUUCAAUUGAAUUAUAUAAAGAAUUCCAACAACCUAGUAAUUUAGAAUUCUUCCAUCAUUAUUUAACAAAUAUUUUCAAAUUGAAUAGAGAAUAAAUAAAUGAUGGAUUAUAAGCUUUUGGUGAUAAUACAAAUCCAUAUACUUAUGAAAUACCAAGCACAGCAAUGAUGGCUGAUGAUGUAGAUCCAGAUUUUAAGGAUGUUGUUGAAGAAGAAGUUAAGAUUGAGGAUUUCAAAGAAAAGAGUGCAAUUUAGAUUGAUUAAUUAAUAGAAAAAGAUUAUAGUGAAUCUUCUUUACUUUAUUAUGUAGGAAGAGGAAGAAGAAAGUCAUCAAUUUGUUAUGUAUAAUUAAAGAAAGGGGUUGGAGAAGUUACUAUAAAUGGUAAAAAUCUUAUUAAUUACUUUACUCAUCCAUUUUAUAGAAGAACAGCAUUAAGAGUUUUAGAAUUAGCUCAUUUGUCAUGUUUAGUUGAUGUCAAUGUGUAAAUAAUCUAAUUAAAAUCAUUAGUGUAAUAAGAGGAGGUAGUUAGUCAGCAUAAUCUCAAUGCAUAUGCUCAGCUUUAAGUAGAGCCAUUGUAAAAAUGUGUCCGAGUAUCAAGGGAAUAUUUAGAAAAUUAUUGUUAACUAGAACUGAUAGUAGAUAAGUAGAAAGAAAGAAGCUUGGUUUAUAUAAAGCUAGAAAGAAGUAUCCUUAUAGCAGAAGAUGAG